UAGUGCACCUGUUCCAGCUCCAAAGCUGCUCUCUCUCUCUCUCUCUUUCUCUCUCCUUAUCGGCCCUUCAUUGCCGUCUAUUCUCCUUGACGGGCUUGUCAUGGAUCCCAAGGAGGCCGGCAGGGCUGAGAAGGAAAAGGUAAUAAAGCGAAGGAACCGACCUGUGUUCCUGCGCUACCUGGAGAGGAGGAAGACCGACAGCAUAGUGGCUGAUGACACUUCUAAAGCUGACAUCAACCUGGGGACGCUGGUGAGGCGGAGUCAGUCUGACAAGACGGAGUACAGCGCCAAACUUAAAGAAAAAAUGUCACCGCAUGAUUUAUCUACCCCUGCCUCCCCAGCGCUGGACCCAGAAGAGGUCCGUUUGAGAAAGAUGAAACGCAGGUCAAAGGUCAUUCAAGAGCUGAUACAGACUGAAAAAGACUACCUCACAGACCUGGAGCUGUGCAUCCAGGAGGUGGUGCAGCCAUUAAGAAACAUGCAGGUCGUAGAUGUGGAUCGUCUGUUUACAAACACGGAAACAUUGUGCGAGGUAUCUGCUGCACUAUUCCACAGACUCCAAGACGCCAUGUCUGAUCCGGAUCCUGAGGCUGUCGUUAUAGGAGAAGUAUUCAUCCAGGCCAAGGCAGCUUUGGAAGACGUGUAUAAGAUUUACUGCUACCAUCACGACGAUGCCAACAUGUCACUCAAAUCCUAUGAGAAAGAGGAAGAAAUAAAGCAACAUUUCACCACGUGUGUAUUAUCACUGAAAAAAAUCUACGCUCUAGAAGGGAAGCCCAACCUUCUGGACAUGGGUUCGCUGCUCAUAAAACCAGUUCAGAGGAUCAUGAAGUACCCGCUCCUGCUUGGUGAGCUGUGGCAGGCCACACCUGAAGACCAUCCCGACUUCCUGCCAUUGCAGGAGGCCUUUACUGCCGCCAAGAUCAUCAACGUCAACAUCAACGAGUUCAAGAGGCGCAAGGACAUAGUAAUGAAGUAUAAAAAUUCAGAGGAUGAAGGAACUCUGCGCAAACUUCACAAGUUCAACAUCCACUCCAUCAGAAAAAAAGGUGACAGGUUUGCUGGUUAUCUCAAGAUCCUCACUGGAGUCGAACCACAGGUCAGAGAUGAAGUGUUUGAUAGAGAGGAGAAGCUGUUCAGGAGUCUGGAGAAAGCUGUAAGGCAGCUGGUUAAAAAUGUCCAAAGUUACCUUCAGUACAUUCAGGAAAUGGUGUCUGUAGCUGUGCACGAUGUCCACGAAAUGGAAACCAUCAUCAGGGAAUCAAACGGAUCAUCGCACAACAAAAACGACGAACCCUAUGAGCACUAUAAAGACAACAUGGAGCGUCUGGUCCUCUCACCUCUCUCGUCUCUUCAGGGGAUGUUCACUGCCCCUCAGAAGCUCAUCCAGAAACGUUACGACAAACUGUUGGAUUACUGCAGCCGCCUGGAGCGCUCGUCUUCUUUUUCAUCCUCGCAAUCGACUUCCUCUUCAUCUCCGUGCCUGGCAUCCGUAGACCCGCCCGGUCCUGCCAGGAGGGACUAUGAGGCUCUCAAUGCUUUGCUAGUGGAGGAGUUACAGCGGUUCAACACGGCGGCGUACACCAUCCUCAACAACUGCGUGAUCUAUUUAGUGGCCUUGCUCAUAGGCCUGAUGGAUGAAAUGCUGCUGGGUGCUCCUUCCAUGCAGCAGUUGCCCGCACCGUUGUCUAACAUCACUGAGGUGCAGAACAGCAUCAUGGAUGAGUUGAACAAUCUGACUUUUGUCAAGGAGAACGCACAGAAGUUAAUGGAGCGGAAAGUCAGCUUUGAGAGGCAGCGAGACAAGAAAAUAGCGAUGCCGGAAGUGGAGCAUCAGACAGAAGAACAACGUGCCCGACUUCUGGCUGAAUAUCCUCCGAGUCAUCUGUACCAGCUGAAGAGGAAGUGUAAUGGCUGCCAGGAGCAGGACCUAAGCCUGCUGGAGGGGGAGCUCGUGGCCCUGCUGGAGGACACGGACCCCCUAGGCAGCAGCAGCCGCUGGCUGGUUCACACUGGAGGUACGCAGGGCUACGUCUACUCGACAUUCCUGAAGCAAUACAAUCCUCUGCGGGAUUCGCAGCGAGGAGGCCAAGCGGCCAAACAGCAGCAACAGCAGCAACAACAGCCGCCCAACAUGGCCGAUGAGGACUUUGACGACUUGAGCCUUUUUGUGUCAGGCAGUGGGAGUAGCAGCCUACGGAGCUUCAGCCUCAACGCCACCGACAGCAGCUCCACCCUCUCGGGCCUUCAGGGAGACCUGGAGAGCACUGAAGACCUGGAGUCCUCGUUUGACACCGAUGCUCAACAGUACUAUGCCGUAUAUGCAUUCCAAGCCCGCUGCGAACAGGAGCUGACCUUGCAGGAGUACCAGCAUGUUCGCAUCCUGCAGUUCUGUGACCUGGGAGGUAACAAAGAGUGGUGGCUUGCAGAAGCCGAUGGGCAGAAAGGAUACGUCCCAGCUAACUACCUUGGCAAGAUGUCUUAUGCUUAAAAACAUUCAUUCAUUCAUUCAUUUUCUACCGCUUCUCCUCACGAGGGUCGCGGGGGUGCUCGAGCCUAUCCCAGCUGUCUUCGGGCAAGAGGCGGGGUACAUAUUUUGGACUGGUCGCCAGCCAAUCACAGGGCACAUAUAGACAAACAACCAUUCACACUCACAUUCAUACCUAUGGACAAUUAACCUAGUCGCCAAUUAACCUAGCAUGUUUUUGGAAUGUGGGAGGAAAACCGGAGUACACGCAUGCACGGGGAGAACAUGCAAACUCCACACAGAGAUGGCCGAGGGUGGAAUUGAACCCUGGUCUCCUAGCUGUGAGGUCUGCGCGCUAACCACUCGACCGCCGUGCCGCCCUGCUUAAAAACAAUCAAUUGUUUUUAAUAAUCAAUACUGUUUCACUGAAUGUCAACUAUUUCAGCUUUGUGAAAACAAAGUGUUGAUCUUGUCAUAUUGACAAUGUGACCUCCAUGAAGAACAUGUGAUGUUUCAAUGUUUAAAACACAAGCUGCUGUGCUGAGCACUUUUUGACUGUAAGUACCACAGUGUUGAGUUUAGAAGUCAUAUAAGUCAGAUGUUUUUAUAUGAACAGCUUUAGAUGAAGCAGGUGAAAUGAUUUAUCAAUGAAGUUUUAAUGUGAAAUAAAAUACUCAACGUGUCAUUGUUUAUGUUUCAUUUUUAUUACGUGAUGAUUAAAGACUCUAUGACAGUUUUUUUUUUUUGCUUGGAUCCACAUUCGUACAGUCACAAGUCUUCGCUGCUGCCAGAUUGUUCAUAAGUGGAAUUUGAAUGACACGUAGGUUUAAAAAAACAAAACAAACGACACUUCUCUCUGGAUCAAUUAAUCGGGACAGAAUGAGGCAAUGGAUAAUAAAUGAGGCACAGCAAGUCCAGCAGCAUUUGACACGAUGUAAGAUUCAAGU
This is a messenger RNA of Doryrhamphus excisus (bluestripe pipefish), 3414 nucleotides long. It is a transcript of the gene arhgef38, whose product is annotated as Rho guanine nucleotide exchange factor (GEF) 38. Gene Ontology annotation, cellular component: cytoplasm. Gene Ontology annotation, biological process: intracellular signal transduction. NCBI's taxonomy places the organism in Eukaryota, Metazoa, Chordata, Actinopteri, Syngnathiformes, Syngnathidae. The record is from RefSeq and is a predicted model, not a curated record. Gene Ontology annotation, molecular function: guanyl-nucleotide exchange factor activity; protein binding.